AUGCUGAGCAGCACGGGGCAGCAACAUAUCAAUACCUCUCCUCAAGCUCGCACGCACACUCGCACUCGCAGUCAGGCCAUCCCCACCUCACCAUCCUCAUCAGGCCUCAAGCACUCGUCCCCCCACUGUCAAGGUGGGCAUGAUGCAUCCAGUCAGCUCAACUCGAACGGCACCGUCACCGUCACCGUCACGCCAGCGUCUACAUCGCAGCGACUCGGCCCUUGCGUCAGCCAUGUACUACGGCACCCUCGUCACCGUCACCGUCACCGUCACCGUCACCGUCACCACCACCGUCAACGUCGCCCUCAAAGUCAACGUUAUUGGCUUUGCAUAGCGCAGCAGUCUGUCGACCUUGCCACGCAGAGCGCCGUUGUGCUUCUGCCCAUCAAUGUCAAGAGCACUUUGCGUAGAGUGGAAGCACGUCGAUUCAAAGGCACAGAUCAAAGAGACCAGACUGAGGAAGACAUUGUACACGUCAUCGACGCCUCGACUGGGCUGGCCCAUCAAGUCCCUUUCUUCCUCGCGACCAAGACCCACCCGCCACGGUGUGCUCCUCUUGCCUUCGCACCAAGUCUCCCCCGCGCCUCCCUGACCUGCAUCUACGACUUCGGCACCGCAUUCAUCAAGUACUGGUCGCCCGUCGUACGAAGCACCACUGGGCCAUCUGGCCAGACGGUGGAGGUACAAGCAAUCAUCUGCGGACCAGAGGAAGCUGGCAGCCUUGGCUCCGCUCCCGCGCCCACAACCACGACGCAAGUUGAGGAGGACGACCUCGCUGGGAGAGUCCAACACCCCUUCCAAGGGUUUUUGUGGGACCUCCCACUCGUCGACAUCGCAAUGGGGCUGAGGGAGUUCCGUGCUGACGCAAUCGUGCGCAGCCUGCAAGCCUCCAUCCAAACGACGAACAAGACGACAUCUUCCUCCUCCUCGGUAUCCGGCUCUUCCUCCUCUUCUUCCUCCGCCUCUGAUCUCGAUGUCCACGGCCGCGUAUACAGCCCCGGCCAGGCUCUUGGCUUUACCCCUCCCACCGACGCCACGAGACUCGAGGAUGAUCAGCGCGCUGGCACUCUCCCAUCCACCUUCAUGGGACUUCAUUGUCACCUGCCAGCAGUCGACGUAGACUUCGAGCCAAGAGCCUUUGUGGCAGAGGCCAGCAGGCAGCGGGCCGUCAACGCUGGAUGCAACAGUCAGGUGGCACAGGCAGUCACUUCGCGCACGGCACCAGACCAGCCGGCUCAAUUUGCUCAAAGUGAUGCUCGUGGCGAGAGGAGCCCGGAGGCAGAGAUGGACGCGACUACUGAGGGCAGCAGCGGCAAUGACCUGCUGACGGACGACGUCGACAUGGUACUUCUCGACUCCCCCUCCCUCGACAACGGCGCUCGGGCAUCUUCUCCCCUCUCCUCCGUCCCCAGCCGCACGCCCACGCCCACGCCGAUGGCUCCCCCUUCAGCAGGUCAACCCCUCCGUCUCGCCCCUCCUCCUCUGUCUGACCUCCAGCGUCCAGCCAGACAAGCUGAGCUGCUGAUCCGCCCGUUCAUCGACGCCAUGGUGGAUGCAGCAACCUCAACGGCUCUGGCCGCCAUUCAAGACGAGUUGAAACAGGACGGGCGCCCUUCGAUGGCGGCAAUGGCCAUGGCACGAGCAGACCUCGCGCUCACGACGCCAUUGUGA
Molecule: messenger RNA, 1671 nt
Organism: Jaminaea rosea
Lineage: Eukaryota; Fungi; Basidiomycota; Exobasidiomycetes; Microstromatales
Exons: 4
Coding region: 1-1671 (556 amino acids)
Source: RefSeq, a predicted model, not a curated record